GUAGCCUGUCUAAACAAUAUGGAUGCCAAUUGUUGAUCUCUUCUCUGAGACACGUACAACCCACAACUACAGUAGCCUUUGACACCCUGGUUCUAAGUCUUCUUCAGUCACUGACAGACUGCUGUUAUAAAGCAGUUCAUGCAUGGAACACUUGGUAAGGCUGAAGGCGGAGCCGGAAGUAAAGUUCUACUGACUAAGCAGAAGCAUAAGUCGACACUUCCUCUUUCAAAUGUGCAUCAUAACUUCCUGAAGGGAGGCAGCCGGUCUUAUUGUAGGAAGUUGAGGAAGUUGGACGCUUUUUCAAGAGUGAUUUCCAGCUGGAUUUAACCUGCUAAUCUUAUGUUGGCGACUGCUGGAUGAUUUAUCCUUUUAUACAACAAGCAGUGAGCGCUCUUUGACUGCCAGGUACACGCACUGCAGCAAUUGCUUCUCCAAGGAAGCCGUGUCUUCGAGGGAAACAUGGCUUCCUCUGAGGAUCUCACAUGUCCUGCCUGCUGCUGCAUCUUUGAAGAUCCUGUCAUGCUGCCUUGCAGCCACAGCUUCUGUCGCUCGUGUGUGGAGAAAUGGUGGAAUGGGAAAGAUGUCCGUUCAUGUCCAGUCUGUAGGGUGGAGUACAGAUCCGUGGCUGUACCUUCAAACUUGGCUCUGAGGAACGUGUGUGAAGCUUUUAUUAUGGAGACAGAGGCCAAGUGCAGGUUGCACGAUGAGAAACUGAAACUCUUCUGCUUGGAUCAUCAGCAGCCUGUGUGCCUCGUUUGCAAAGACGCAAAAAUCCACGCUAACCACAAGUUCUCUCCUAUCGGUGAAGUUGCAAAGGAUCAAAGAGAGGAUCUCCAGAAAGACCUGCAGGCCGCGCAUGUAAGGCUGAAAGAGUUAAGUUGGCGUAAAGACACCUUCAGUAAACAAGCAGAGCACCUCAAGCGUCAGAGGUGCCAGGCUGAGAGUGACAUUAAGAAGACAUUUAAGCAGCUCCAAGAUGUUCUGCAGACUGAGGAGGAGGCGAGGUUGUCUGCUGUGAGAGCGGAAGAGCAGCAGAAGAGUCAGAUUACGAAAGAGAAGAUCGAGGAACUCAGCAGAGACAUGAAAGCUCUCUCAGACGUGAUCAACAGCACAGAGAAGCAGCUGACAGCUGACAACAUUUCCUUCAUGAACAACUACAAGAACGUGAAGACCAGAGUCCAGCAGCUGUCUGAGGAGUCCAAGCUGCGCCCAGGACCUCUGCUGGACAUGGACAAACAUCUGGACAAGCUCACGUUCACCGUGUGGGAAAAAAUGAACAAGCUACUCUUCCACAGUCCAAACCUACUACUCAACAUCAAUCCAGCACUCAAUCAGAAGAUAACCAGAGGAGAACAUCAUCUGGAUUCCCAAGAGUUUGAUCAGUUGUUUGCUGGUAUGCCUGCCAGUUUGGAAGUUAAACACGUCUGGAAUAUUGAGGUCCUAAACAAGGACUGGGAAGUGGGGGUGCUGAUUAAAGAGUUUCCUAAAGCAUUUAAAUAUGGCAUUAGAUUUCGAUAUGGUAAAUACCAACGGUUUAAUCCACAAGGUGGAUUAUUGGGUUUGUACGUCAAGGAGAAACUGCAGAGGAUCAGAUUUUGUCUAGACGCGGACAAAGGAAGACUUUCAGUCCAUGAUCAUCUUACCAACAAUGAAGUAGACACAUAUGACAUUCCUGAUGACUGGAUGGAUUUCAGCAAGAAACAACUGUACCCGUACUGCAGCACAAAUGAUCACACCCCUCUGAAAAUGCUGCCAAUAUAACAUUUUUAAAAAGCCAAUAUGGAAACACUGUGAAACAGACAAUGGCCGUCCGUGAUGGUUUGAUAUUUCCUUCGUUCCGAGAGAUGCUCUUGUAUAUGUCUUCAUUCUUUAUGUUCAAA
Messenger RNA from Doryrhamphus excisus (bluestripe pipefish), 1880 nucleotides. Its product is annotated as E3 ubiquitin-protein ligase TRIM35-like. Gene Ontology annotation, molecular function: zinc ion binding; ubiquitin-protein transferase activity. The record is from RefSeq and is a predicted model, not a curated record. Gene Ontology annotation, biological process: protein ubiquitination. NCBI's taxonomy places the organism in Eukaryota, Metazoa, Chordata, Actinopteri, Syngnathiformes, Syngnathidae.